Amoebophrya sp. A25 is the source of this 1889-nucleotide messenger RNA. NCBI's taxonomy places the organism in Eukaryota, Dinophyceae, Syndiniales, Amoebophryaceae. The record is from the annotation of a GenBank genome assembly.
AUGUCGUCUAGCGCUUCAUCCUCUACCCUCACUUUCUUUCGGGUAGCGAAAGAUGCGGUCUGGGAGAGUAGGCCUGACAACCCGCCCCUUAACCGGAUCCCCAUCGAGAAAGGAGAACAGUUUGCGGGACACUGUCAUAACGUAACGGAAUCGUGGAGUCUUUGGGGCGAGAAGGACCAACGUUUCCUGACAGUAGAGGAAGCUGGAGGGGCCUUUCUCGAAGAAGCAGAUGGUGGUGUCGGUAUUGCAGGUGUAGUUAAGGGUGGUGGGGAUACCGCGACAGAAGGCGGACAAGGAGGAGACGAUGAUGGUUCGAAUGAUGCAGCACUAGCCGCAGAACAGGCACAAGGUGGAGGGGUGAAACUCGCAGGAACAAGUGGGUGUAGCAAUAGCAGCAGCUCUAGCUCUGCACAUGUCCGCCUUGUCUUUGUUUCGGACACCCAUGGCCGAGAGGAGAAAAUGCCGAACUCAGUUCCUCCAGGUGACGUGUUGAUCCACGCAGGCGACAUUUCCGACAUGGGCAAGCCAGGACAACUUCGCAAUUUCGUGGCGUGGUUUGCGGCUCAUCCACAUCCUCAUAAAAUAUGCAUCGCUGGAAACCAUGAUCUUACCCUACACGCACCGUAUUUCAACGACAAGGGACGUUAUAGGUUUUGGCGUGUUUCGGAGUCAGAUGAAAACCCGCCUGACGGUUACGCAUACGAAAAGGAAUUCCGAGAACUAUGUGCCGCAGCUGGCAUUCGCUACCUUUGUGACGACGCUGUAGACAUUGACUUUAGUUCUACAACUCUGGUACUCGCGAACGGUGUUGAGAAGGCGCCGGACAAGAACGACAAAUCAUCUAUGAGUAUGAAGAAAUUCAAACCCCUUCGUUUCUUCGGGUCUCCGUGGCAACCUGAGUUUUUUGGAUGGGCCUUCAAUUUGCCCCGAACACACGACGACGGCUGUGGAGCCAAGUGCGACGAAAUUCCAGAAGAUACCGAUAUUUUUUAAGGCUGGAACUCAGUGGCAUAAGCUAGUAAACCGCAUGUUGUUCUUGUGAUAUCCAUAUCUCCCAUAUUCAACUUGCUUGAAUGAACAACAUUUUUCUACUUAGACGAAUGCAGUUCUACUUCUUACAAGAAGUUGCAUCUCCUGGUCAUCAUGGCUAAUUUCUUCUAAGGACUAGUACUAGAACUAGCUAGUAUUUACACCUAGCAGUAGAACUAAUAUGACAUUGUUUGAAUGUUUGAUUUCUACAUCUAUUUCUAAGAUUCAAUCACACAUGGUCCUCCGCUAGGACGCGGCGAUAGCGUCGCGAAUGGAACUAUGCGAGCAGGAUGUUUGCACCUAUUGAAGCGCGUGCAAGAAAAAGUUAAGCCUCGAAUCCACGCCUUCGGACACAUCCACGAAGGAUAUGGCUUGAGCCAUGAUGGAAUGACCCUCUUCGUUAAUGCAGCUACCUGCACGCUGCAAUACAGACCUGAAAAUCCUCCGCUAGUAGUGGACUUGAAACUUGAGGAAAUGACUUCAACACGAAGAUAAGCUGAAUGUUGAUGACUACCUCUCGAGUCUUUUUCAAUGAUGCGCUUGUUCAAUAUAACAGAAGCAUGAAUCAUCGAAAAUGAAGUGCUACUGUUGUUGUUCCUCUACAGCCCCUCAACGAGAUUUUCAAAUGUAGUCAACUUGUGUUUGUCGUGGGUAAAAUUCCCUGUGCAUAAACCCAUGGUGCAUGAUGAUGAUAUAAGUACAUCUAUAAAGUAGACGAGGAGGUGAACGAGAGUUCAAUUUCGAACUGCAUAGAGCGCAGCAUCCUCACGCCGACGAGUGUAAUCCUCGCGUACAUGACUGUUCGAAGUAACCGCUACUCCAGGCUAUAGCGAAGUAAAGAAGGCAGGCUCUUCCGUCUA